Aspergillus piperis CBS 112811 is the source of this 1952-nucleotide messenger RNA. RefSeq lists its product as uncharacterized. The transcript has 3 exons. The record is from RefSeq and is a predicted model, not a curated record. Bases 303 to 1952 code for a protein of 549 amino acids. Lineage: Eukaryota; Fungi; Ascomycota; Eurotiomycetes; Eurotiales; Aspergillaceae.
CCCAUUUUUGUUGUCACAGAGAACCUCUAUCUGCUCGAUAUUAUUUCUUCCUCAAGGAACUCUGAAUCUUCACAAACCAGGCCAUUCUACAUCAUCUUCGUUGUCGCCUCGACUCACUCGUUUUCUCUUUCAAUCCACCUAUCCUCAACCUUCUUUUCCUCCGGAUUAAUAUAUCACGGUCUGUUGCUUCAGAACACGCUCAUCCCCUGGCACCCGGGGCGUAGUCGACACAUUGCUGCUGCUUCGCGGUUGUUGUAUGAACAGUCCUCAAGUGCUUCCAGAUCCUGCUUGUUUUUGUCACCAUGCCAGCCCAGGUCCUCAUAAGCUCCGAGGUUGAGCCCCUUUCUCUGAUACCGAAACUGGUGAAGAGUUGCAAAGGCGCAAUAUUGGAUCCACAGGAGCUUAAAAAUCCCACUUUUUCCCUUACUGAACUUGAAGGGUCCCACACCACAGAUGAGGACUUGGAUCACCUUUCGGAUGUGGCUCAGACAGUCCUGAUUGAACAUCCUAUGGACGAUGUUGAGUGUUUCGAGACAACGUGGGCACGAGGCUCCAUUACUUUACCUGCCGAAGAAAGCGCAGAUGUCGAUGAACUCUCUGAUGCCGACGGAUAUCCGACAAGCGAAUCCCCGGCUUAUAUUCUGACAUGGUUUGGGUUGAACAAGAUCGAUUAUCACUUGUACCUCGCUCACAACGAAAGAGGCAUGGACGAUAAUACGAGAUGCAACAGCAUGUUCUUAUUUGAUGGCGAUGAGUGCCGUCCCUGUCUUUACAGUCAGCUAUCUGAUCUACAGACUUAUUAUCCUAACGACAUCGGUGAAGAUAACGACCCUAUUAUGUUGAUCAAUUGCUUGCCUGUUCGUGGUAAUCCUGCUGCUCCCGCUGACAAGGCCUAUAUCUUGGGUUUCGAUUUCGACAGUGGUAAUCUUUUUGUCCGUCAGUUUGCUUGGUUACCGGAAUACAUCGACGACGUCUGGUGCGUCUGGAAUGAGGGCUUUAACCGGUACGAAGUGCAAAUCAAGGCCUUGCGUGAUACCCUCCGGCAGUGCAUUGACGAAUGUAAGCUGGAUCCGGGCGUGGGUAUUCUUAGCAAGGGCAAGUAUGUUGUGGAUAACUGGGAGGGCACGGGAGUCAGUGAGGAUCCCGGCAUGGAGCUGGUGAUUGUCAUCAACUUCUGUCUGUGGGUCGUAGAUAUGGCAGAGCCGCUGAUCCUGCCAUGUGUUCCUGGAGCCGAGUCUCUCAUUGCAGAUUUUCGGAGGUAUGAGGAGGAGUGUCGCAGAAUCUUGGCCUGCGCCUCGGCAAGAUUCUGGAAGCGUGUCCAAAAGGGCUAUACGGAAGAGCAAGAAAGAUGCGAGAAAGCGAGGAGCCGCUACAUCGAUGACUUGAUGACCCUUCACGUCCAUGAAGCACAUGAGCUUGAGAAUGUUAGGGGAUGUGCGCCCAGUCUGGAUACUGCCAGCAAGCUUCGCCAGCAGUACCAAGAUGGGCGAAGAGAAUGCCACGAGCAAGGCUUGCAGGACGUGUUUACCCUGCCAACUAAUGCCAGCGUCCCCAAGUCUCCAGAAUCAACUUUCAGAGAAAUAGUUGAGAGAUCAAAACAGGCAUUGGCGUCGAGCAUACUGACCUCUCCUGCUCCUAAGGCUUCGCAGGCUAAGUCCCGUCACCUUGAUCGGGCUCGAUCACGCAGGGACUGGAUUGCUACAGCAUCAGGGCAUAGCACUUCAUCGAGUGAAGAAGAUAGCUUCUCCGAUGCCUCUGAGUCCCGCAAAUCACCUGUUCCAGUGCUCUUGAGGCGGAUGUCUGACCUUUCACAGGCACAUCCAGAGCUUGACAAUGUCAGUAUCCGAGAACAGUUGGAGACGAUUCUCUCUGAGAUGAAACUGACUACGGGGUGGUUGACUGGUAGCAAGUGUCUCUUAGGAUCAGGCCAUGCAGCUAGCGAGGUCCGAUGA